This is a messenger RNA of Zingiber officinale, 936 nucleotides long. Its product is annotated as probable glutathione S-transferase GSTF1. Gene Ontology annotation, molecular function: glutathione binding; glutathione transferase activity. The record is from RefSeq and is a predicted model, not a curated record. The transcript is spliced from 3 exons. NCBI's taxonomy places the organism in Eukaryota, Viridiplantae, Streptophyta, Magnoliopsida, Zingiberales, Zingiberaceae. Bases 45 to 704 code for a protein of 219 amino acids. Gene Ontology annotation, cellular component: cytoplasm.
UACCCUAAUUUUCUUGGAGUUUCAGUGUGAGAAAGAGCGCAGAAAUGGCUGCGGUGAAGGUAUUCUGUUAUGCGAUCUCAACAGCUUCGAUCCGCGUGAUUCUGUGCCUUGAGGAGGUCGGGGCGGAAUAUGAGCGCGUCAACAUCGACAUGGCCACCGGCGAGCACAAGUCCCCUGCUCACGUCGCCAAAAAUCCAUUUGGUCAAGUGCCAGCUUUCCAAGACGGGGAUCUCGUUCUUUUUGAAUCGAGAGCGAUCGGACGGUACGUUCUGCGUAAGUUCAACUCCUCCGACGUUGACCUGCUACACGGGAGUAGCUUGGAGGAGUCAGCCAUGGUAGACGUGUGGUUGGAAGUGGAGGCUCAGCAGUACGACAAGGCCAUCUUCCCCAUCUACUACCAGGCUAUGAUUAUCCCCUGCUUCUACGGUGGUACGACGGACGAGAAGGUGGUGGAGGAGAACUUGGUGAAGCUGGCGAAGGUGCUCGACGUUUACGAAGCCCGUCUGUCCCAGACCAAGUACCUCGCUGGAGACUUCUUCAGCUUCGCCGAUCUCAGCCACUAUCCCGUCACCCACUUCUCUAUCAAAAUCCCUCAAGUGGCCGCCCUGUUCGAUGCGCGCCCCCACGUGAAAGCCUGGUGGGAGAGCUUGGAGUCGCGUCCGGCCUCCAAGAAAGUGGCCGCCAAAAUCCCUCAGUUAUCAUGAAGCAUGCAGCUCCUGUCACUGCUCUCCAAAUCUUAACCUUGCGAUCGAUAUGUGUGUGCAGUGUGCUAUAUGCAUGCUAGUUGCAUAAUAAUAUAACUUCCAAUAAUAAUUCCAAUGCUCUGCAACGCUUUGAUGUGCGUGCUGCGUGCAUUUGUGAUCUCACUCCUCCUUUUCUUUUAUUUUCAGGGUAUGGAUCUUGAUCGUGAAAUUGAUUUCUUUAGUUGUUGUUCAA